CGUGUCCGCGGAGCUGUGUGGACUUUCGUGAAAACCAGUGCCCUGAGCAACCAAUCAGGAAGCUGCUCUCAUUUUCUAAAAGCCUGUUGAUCACUAUGAUAUUCCCUCGGUUUGUGGCGCAGCGUCUCCCUCCCCCGUCUGGGCGCAGGCACUUCUGGGGGUGGCUGAACGCCGUAUUCAACAGGGUUGAUUACGAGCGCAUUAAGGAAGUUGGCCCUGACCGCGCGGCAUCAGAAUGGCUUCUGCGCUGCGGCGCUAAAGUACGUUACAAGGGAUUCGAGAAGUGGCAGCACGAUUACAACGGACUCCCCACCGGGCCCCUGGGAAGAUACAAGAUUCAGGGCAUCGACGCCACAGAGUCCUGCAUCAUGUACCGAGGAUUCGACUACCUGGACGGUCUGGAGCAUCUUGAGGAGAUCAAGCUGUGUAAGUGCAUGUACAUCGAGGACGCCUGUCUGGAGAGAAUAAGCAAGAUAAAGAACCUACAGGAGAGCCUGCAAAGACUGGAGAUCAUCACCUGCGGCAACGUGAGCGACAAAGGAGUCAUAUCGCUGCACUCCUUGAGGAAUCUGCAGUACUUAUUUUUGAGUGAUCUGCCAGCGAUCAAGCAAAGGGAAGCGACGAUGCAGCUGCUGCAGAAUUCCAACCCUUCGCUGCAAGUCGAACUAGAUCUGGAUUAAGCGUUUUCUGGACUUUUUUUUUUUUUUUUUCUUGCAUUUCCAAGAAUUCACGGAGAGCGCCAUUUUUUAGUAUAGAGGUAUUUGCAAAAGCUUGCAGGUAGAGGGAGCAGCACUGCUUUGGCGGCGAGCACAUGGAUUUCUGCAAACUUCAUUUAUAUGACUGGAGCGGUCGAAGAAUUUUCUGCAACAGUGUCUGCUGCGUGUGCAUGAAACCUAACGCUCCUUAUUAUCCGGGAGGGUGUCAUCGAGGGAUGAGCGAAUCCACUUCGGACGACGCAGCCAAAGCCGAUUUGCAUAAAACUUUUUGUUCUGAUACUGCACGGAGCUCCUGCCACUUGGAACUGAAAUGUUUUUUUUUUUUUUUUACAGUAGAAAUUAAUUUAUGAAGUUAUUACGCAAAGUCUCUCAAGAUUUCGCGUAGCAAUAACCUCGGCUCAUCGGAGCCAAUACAUUCUAAUACUGUAUGGAGCUCCUGCUCCGUACAGUAUUAGAACAAUGUUUCAUCCGAAGUUGAUUCGCUCAUCCCUACUGUCAACAUUAAUUACAGUCGAUAUGUCAUAGUUGCUUAACAGGUGCAGGUCACACCUCUGGGAUCCACAUCUCUCUUGUGGGGCCCUUUCUUGCAGGAGGUGGUCGCACAUGCGCUGCUUCCUCCACUUCUAUGGGAGUAAUGAAAAUGGCCGAGUAAGCAUUUCGGAGCUCCAGUAGAAGAGAGGUGGGUCCCGCACGUAUCGGACACGUAUGGCAUAUCCUGGGAGUAACGCGGCCACUAGACAGUGUAUGGACCGAGGUUGCACGCUGUGCCGACAGGACACUAUAUUCAGACAAGUUUUAAAUGCAAUGUUUGUCAUGAUUCGCGCAUUAAACAUGAGUUCUCAUAAAACACUUCUGCUCCUUCAGAGUCGUUCUCCGCGUGGCGAGGCUCCUGAACACCUUGUGAGGAUUUAGCAAAGUCCAGCGGUUUUGACGCCAGUCUUUCAAAUCUCCUGCGCUGUCGGAGGGUGUGACUAAUUCAUGACAGGGCUCGGAGUUGCCGUAGAUUUGUCUUUAUUUGCACCUGAAAAUGGCACAAAUGAAGAUAAAUGUGGCGGACCCACUGUCCCCACCAUGCCCCCUUUUUAGAGAGUGGUGAGGGUGGCACAGAUACAGCACUUGCGCAUUAAUUUGUUGCAAGUGGCGUUUACAAAAAUGUCACCAAAAGAGAGGUGCAAAGAGAUGCUAGAACUUUGUUCUUGUGAUCGUUGGGGUCCCAGAGUUACCAGUGAUACCACUACGCUAUAGACCUUUGGUUCCCUCUCCAAAGACGGGGACCGGAGGUGCAGUGAAGACAGGCUGGGAAACGGAAAUGAGCGGCAGGGAGCAGGCAAGUAUGGAUUUCUUCACGGGUCCCACUGGCUGGAGGAUUAAAAACACAUCCUGGACAACCCCUUUAAGCUUAUAUUAUUUGACUGCAAAGAUGUCCCCAUUCAGGAGAGCGGGACUAUAGCCAGAGCCGUCUGAGAGCUCGUGUGAUGAUUUUACACUGAAUGGACUAAGCAGCCUGCAAUGUAUGAGACGUUCACAGCUGCAGGAGACACUUUUUAAUAAAAUAUACAUGCAUUUCAGUAAAGUAAAGGCCACUGAUAAGCAACA
Bufo gargarizans (Asiatic toad) is the source of this 2312-nucleotide messenger RNA. RefSeq names its product distal membrane arm assembly component 2 like (gene DMAC2L). The transcript is spliced from 5 exons. NCBI's taxonomy places the organism in Eukaryota, Metazoa, Chordata, Amphibia, Anura, Bufonidae. The record is from RefSeq and is a predicted model, not a curated record. Bases 96 to 680 code for a protein of 194 amino acids.